Molecule: messenger RNA, 8456 nt
Organism: Haliotis rubra (blacklip abalone)
Lineage: Eukaryota; Metazoa; Mollusca; Gastropoda; Lepetellida; Haliotidae
Product: sorting nexin-27-like
Biological process (GO): intracellular protein transport; signal transduction
Cellular component (GO): early endosome
Molecular function (GO): phosphatidylinositol-3-phosphate binding; protein binding
Source: RefSeq, a predicted model, not a curated record
AUGGCGGACAGUGGCGAUGAGGGGAGCUUGCCCUCCCCUUCAGACGAUACAAUUGCAACCGUUGUUUACGGUCCUCGAAUAGUACAUAUUACAAAGACAGAAACAGGCUUUGGUUUUAACGUUAGAGGACAAAUUAGCGAGGGAGGGGUGUUGAAAUCUAUUGCCGGAGUACUUUAUGCACCCCUCCAACAUGUGAGUGCUGUUUUGGAAGGAGGGGCAGCUCAGAAAGCUGGGAUACGCAAAGGAGACCGCAUCUUGGAAGUGAACAAUGUGAAUGUAGAAGGCUCCACCCACAAGCAAGUGGUUGAUUUGAUACGAUCUGGAGGGGAUCGUCUAACACUGACAGUGAUAUCGGUGCCGGAGCAGGUGGCUGAGAAACUGGAGCCAAGUGAUGACUCUUGGCCAUCUUACAUUGACUACUCAGAGCGACGAUCUCUCCCUAUUUCAAUACCAGACUAUCACACAGUAGAAAAAGAUGGAGAAAAAUUUGUUGUUUACAAUAUCUAUAUGGCCGGUCGCCACUUGUGCUCCCGGAGAUACAGGGAAUAUGAUGCCCUUCAUCAGAACCUUAAGAGAGAAUUUCCUGACUUCAACUUCCCCAAACUCCCUGGCAAGAAAAUUUUCCAUUUGUCAGAACAGCAGCUUGACCAAAGACGACGUGGACUUGAACAAUACUUGGAGAAAGUGUGCGCAGUACGGGUGAUCGGAGAGAGUGAGAUUAUGCAGGAGUUCCUGUCUGCCGAUGGAGGGGAGUCGGAUGAUGCUAACAGUGAAGUGGAACUGAAGGUGCUGCUCCCUGAUCGCAGUCUGUGUGUUGUCACUGUACAUCGGUCCGACAACGCUGAUGAUGUGUACCAGGCGGUAGUGGACAAGUUGCAGCUGGAAGAGAAUGUAGCAGCCUGCUUCUACCUUUUUGAAACCGUUGAAUACAACUUUGAGAGGAAACUGCAACCGCAUGAACUGCCACACAACAUCUACAUCCAGAACUACAGCACCGCAACAGCCACAUGUAUUGUCCUCAAGAAGUGGGUGUUCACGCUGUCCAAGGAGAUGAUGCAGAACGCAUGUGAGAAGGCAGUUAGCUUUCUCUACUGGCAGGCGGUGGAUGAAGUGAACCGAGGCCAGAUAAAGACUGGGGACAAGUUAUAUGAGUUGAAAGCAUUACGAGAGGCAGCAAAAGCUCACGAGUAUCUUGUUGACUGUUCUGAAAGGUUGUACCGGCCACCUGGAUGGAUAUGGGAGGUUGUGUUUCCCCACUGUGCCUGUGACUCCCGCCGAGAUGGUCAUGUAAUUGCUAUCAUUGGUCUAGAAAGCUUCAAGUUACAGGCAUGUAAAGAUGACGGGCAGCCAGAGUCACAAGUGAUUGAAUUCUCCUGGAAAGAUGUCCGAUCAUAUGAGGUAGAUGAGGAAGGAAUGUCCUUUAACUUCGAGUACGACAGACCUGGGAAGAAACCGAGGAUAGUCAAAAUAUUUACACAAUAUAGCUAUUUUAUGAGUGAUUGUUUUGAUCGAAUAUAUGAAGAAUUGGAUUGGGAGAAAUAAGUUAAGCUGGUAAUGCUAGGCUGUGCCAACUGAUGAGUGUGAAUCAAAACAGAACGUGAUAUGAGUGUCUGAUGGUGAUUCAGAAGUGUUCUGUAAACCUCAACAUGUGAUACCUUCGACCUACAUGUGAUGCUUACGGGACAAGGCAGAUCGGACAUGCAUGCCAACAUCCAGCGUUUCUCUGUCUCUUUCCUUCAUCUCAAGUGGAUCAUUUGACUCAGCCUCUCCUUCAGAACUGGGAUGGCAUGGAUUGGGAGAGUGUCUUCAAAACCAAAUUAUUCUGUGACACAAGCCAUGUUUAACAAAUCAGGAGAUAAACCCCAGCAAUGAGUUCAUUUUGGAACUGUUUGAAGAAGAGGUUGGCUGAAGUUUUUGUAUACUUCUCAUUAAAGUUAAGGACCAGUUGAUUCUUCAAUAUCUCAAUAGUUUGUCUCAUGCUAAGAGAGAUAUGCAGGUAUCUAAAGAAUCCGGUCCCUUAACUAUUUUUAGUAGUAUAUUUUGAGUUUUUUCACCAUUGGGUCUGAGCUGAAAUUGUUUUGUGAAGCUGAUGGUGCAUUGCAUGCAGGGUUUGCAGUGCCUAUAACAAUGUGUCACUGUGCACACAUGCACCUGUUGUGUGUGGUUAGUGUAUGCUCUUCUUUGUUCUUUGAUAUGAUCUCUUAUUCUGCUUGCUUCGACAGUCCAAAGGAUUUUGUGCUGCAGAUAUUAAGUUACUUGUGUUUGCUUCUGGGCAAGGGACUGGAUAUGGUAAGGUGGUUGUGGUAUCAAGAGUGUUACACUUCUGUUGUGUUACAUCUAUGCACAUAGCUGUCAUGGCACCAUCAUGUAUCAACCUCUCCCAAACAGGAGGGAAUUAUUGCUGUUGACUAUCUCUUGCUAAAGUUAGCUGUCACUUGACUCUCUGUACAGAAAUAUUUUCACAUAAAAACCUUCCCUACAUUUCAUUCUCAAACCAUGUAUAACAGUAAUUGGUUUUUUUUACAUUGUGGCCAACUACUUUUUGAGGAGGAUGUGAAAUACAAUGCUGCAAGAAUGCCCAUCUUAUGCCUUAGAGCCCUAGGUGGUACAGUGGAACCUUUCUGAACCAGACUUCAGGGGGUCUUGAAGUUGAGUCCAGUUUAAAAAAGGUCUGCUUUGCAGGAGAGAAAAGAAAAGAAAGGAAAUUUUUAUGAAAAUAUUGCACAUGAUAGUAAAUGUGGGCCAGCGUUGACAGAAAUCUGGAUUAGUUACGGACUGGCUUUGAUAUAUUCCACUGAACAGUGUACCUCUGUGGCUCCGAUCCCAGGUGCAGUACUAUCAGUGCAGCUGUAGGAGCACUUAAUCAACAUCAUGUAGUGUUUAUCAUAACUUGAUGGUAUUUUUUUUUUUACGUUUACCAUCAGCAUUUUUCAAUGUAGUUUACUGUCUCAUUAUUACUAAUCUGUUACUGUGAGUUUUGCUGAAACAUAUAACAUCCUUAUAUAUUAUAGAGCCUUAUGUUAAAAAGACACUGCUGAACGAGGGCAUAUUCAUAUGGGUAAACAACUUCUGUAUUACAAACAGGCAAUGUUUUCAUACAGAUAAACAGUUGUUGAUAAACGUGUGAGUCUACAUGGAAACAUUGCCUCAUGUGUUGUAAAGACAUUAGUAUCCAUUGCAACCUUGACCUUGUUCAUCGCACUAACCUCUAAGUGACAAUCAGAGCCGUUAAGAUGUUGUUGACACUGUGUGUGGCAGUCAUGCUAACAACAAGCUUUUGAUUCUCUUUUUGAUUUGCACAUAAAAUUUAUGAAUUGCUUUUGUAAAGUGAAUAUAUUUAUUGUUACAUAAUGAAAGGAUGGAGACAUAGAAGACCGGUUGAGAUGUUGCUGUGAUAAGGUGAUGAGAUAGCAACAUUUACCUGGACAUAAUGUGAUCACAUGAGGUCACCUGUUUGUUCUGACUUACCUGGGAAGUGACGAAAGUCACCUUCUGCUCAUUUUCUAGAUGUGACGGUCUUGUUUAAUCCGACCUAGCUUAACACUACAGAAUGGUUGUAAAUAAUUACUAAGUUUUAGGAGUUAGAUAUUAUUUAGUUUCCUUUUUAAUGACACUAAAUUUGAUUUUUGUAGCAUUUGGAGUUACUGUAGAGGUGAAAUAUUGGUGUAGUUGAAGUUCCAUUGUCAGUAUUUGCUGGCUUGCCUGAGACCAUAAUGCUCGUAGUUGUUAAUUCUAGUCUGUCAUGUUGAAGCGAACAUCCUCAAAGUUCAUACACAAACACACAGCACAGCAGCAUGUGCUGGUUCCUUGUGCUGCCAACCCUGGCUAUAUCAAGAUGGUGCCAGGCUUGAUGGUAGCUGAUGAUCCCAACGAAAUCUUUCAUGCUGUAUUUUCUUCUUCAGAUACUUGUCUCUUAUUCUGUCUGAAAACUUAACCUGUCCUUCUGUUUGUAUUGUCCCAUUGUCAGCACUCCACGGGGUUGCGAUACUUCACUCCUCCAUCACAUGCCAAUACUUGUAUCAAUCAAUCUUUAUUCAGAACUGAAGGCCACAGGCCCAUAGUACAAGUAUAUACAAUGUUCAAAAGCAGAGUGGAUUUCCCUUCAAAAUAGCAUGAUAGAUAAACAAAGCAAUAUUUUCAAUAAAUAUACUGUUAGAAUUUGACAAUAGUUGGAUAAAUUUAUAAUUUGACGGUUGUUUCGUAUAAUAAUUGGGUAUAUAUUUGCUUCUAAUGUUUCUAUAAUAAUCACAAAUUAGCAGAACAUGGUAUUCAACUUCCAGGACGUUUAAUUUACAGUAUCUGCACUCAGUAGAUUUCUUAUGAAAUUUUCCCUUAUAACAACUUAAAUCAUAAUGUACGGAAUGAAACUGUGAUAAGGCUAUUCUUACUUUACUUACAUGCCAAUACAAACAGCAGAUACAGGCUACAAUAGUCAUACAUGUCUAUUUAUAGUCACAUAAUGUACUGAGGCCAACAAACCUCAAAUGUGCCCACUCCUUGCAUUAACGUUUUGAGAGGCCCACCUCCACCCGACACUGAAGCGAUGUGUGGAGCACAGCCUGUAAGUCUGGGUCACGUGUUGCACAGUAAAUAUUGUCUAUGUUAUGCCACUUCAUUCAUUCCCUCUCAUUGGAACCAGGCCAUCAUUUGAUUCAAUAGUUCGAAAUACAAAUAUUCGGCAGUAUGUUUUCACAUUUGAUGAAGGAAUGUAGUAUAAAGAAACCUGUGAAGUUCUGAUAAUUAUCUUGUCCUUGAGGUGAUAUACCGGUAUAUCUGCUGUACUUAAUGAACAUCAGGAACGUUAACAGUAUAUCGACGGAUUAAACAAAUUUAUUGGUAGCAAGGAUCAGAGCAGUUUGUGAAAGUAAUACCUUUACACCUUUAUAUGUUAGAUAAGCAGGAAAUAGAGAAUUAAAUGAAAAUCUAUAUUUUUGUUUGUCAGUUGAACAGGGUCAUUGAGAUGCAUGUCGUGUCUGAUAAUCAUGAAACCAUGCAUUACUGUAUCAGUACCAGGAAGUGGGUAGGAAGUGUGCAUCCUUGGUGUUGUCAAGUGCUGUAAUACACAGAAAUAAUGAAAACUUUCUAUGUGUAGAAAGAUUCAGGCAGUUGCACCAUGAGUAAUGUUUCAAACUGUUGCAGUGACCUUAAAAAACAGAUAACAAGUUAAAUACUUAAGAAAUGGCAUGUUUAAUAAGUCGCAUUGGAAGAUAUUUUCUUUUGUUUUUUUAAAAGUCUGCUCAAAGAGAAAUUGACAAUAGUGAACGAGAAAUAAUGUAUGUGUUACGAAAGUGCAAUCAUGUGUUCAGCGUUGCAUGGUAUUACUUCCAGAUGAUACUAGGCAAACUGAAAAAUAAAGUAAAUACUGCCUUAUGCUGGCAGUGGACUUUCAGCCAUGUCCAGGGGUAGGCAGAAUUGGUAAUAUUGGACCACAAAUCAUAUGUUGGUUUUCACUAGUCUUGGACUAGUAGUGUCCAUUUCUAUCCUUGUUAAUGAACCCUGUAUAUAUCAGAAAGGGAUUAACUUUCUCAUAGUCUUUUAGCACUUUAGGUAUGUAUUGUUUUGAUAUCUAUAUACUCAAACCAUUGUGUUUCAGUGAUUUGAAUGUAAGUUCAUAUCAAAAACUUUUGGUAUGUGACCACCAUUAUUUGUAGGCUUGUACAGAAGGGAAGUCACUGAACUUGUUCUUUAUAGUGGGAUUGUGGGUACAAUUUGACCUUCUUGUGGUCAGGGUGUGAUGCAUAUUUUGAUAAUUCAGUGAAAUAUUGUAUUUUUAAAGAUGACAUUAUCUCUGCAAGGAAAAAAAUCUUGUAACUGAGAAUAAAUUGGACAGCAUAUAUACAAUAUGGAAUGUGAACAGGGUGGAGAAUCGACUGCAGAUCCUAGAGCUCCUGCGUGUGAGUUACAAAGCGGGAAUACAAUAAGCCUGUGUGACUCUUCAUCACAAUUGUAUCAAAUAUCAUGUCUUGUACAGAUUUUCUGUGAAGGAUUUAAAUCCAGAUCCUUCAAUAUUUGUUGAAAUAUGUAUAUAUUAGUGUCAUUAUAACUUAAACAGCACUGUAAACAGUAUCACAGAUAAACAGAUUUUGUGUUUAUGUCAUUUGCCUGUUACCACGGCAACCCAGGCAAGAUAUAUAUGUAUCAUAUAUACUUCAUCUUUGUGUUUUGUGAUAUACAGCUGUUCUGAAUGUCUCGAGUGCUAGAUGUGUACAAACAUUUUAUUCAAGGAUGAGUGGAAGAUUAUUAUUAUCAUGUUAAUGCAGGUUCUGAAUAUACUUAUAUCAUUGUCUUUUAAGCCAUCAAUGCUGCUUGCCUGGGUUUACUAAUUUUGUAUCAUAGGUGCAAUGACUUCUAUUUGACUCUAUGUUUGCUCGCCAGCUCUGGGUUGCUGCAGACAGAUCUAUCCCUUUGUCAACACCAUGCAACUUUAGCUGAUAAGGUUACUCUGGAUUGGUAUACCCUCAAUGUGUACCCUGGUAACAGACAAUAUAGGGAGUUGUAACCAGAUUUACGUUGCUGUGUCUUAUUGUACCCAGACUAUAUCGAAGUGUACCCAAUUUGAGAAAUCUCAUGAUGCAUUUUGGAAGUGCUUUAGGGAAAAGAAAAGAUGGACUUUAAUUGCAUGUAAUAUUCAAAGUACAUGUGACAUUUGACGGAGACGUGACAGAAAACAAUGGAUUUUUGGUCCAGUACAUGGCCCAGUAAGUAUUUCAUCAGUUGAUAAAACGUGGUUCUGCUUUUGUAUUCUGGUGCAAAUCAUAGCCACAGUUUAUUUAUUGAAGUUCAUCCGUCUAUUUUGGCUAUCAUUGAUAUAUUUGUAUUAAAGUCUGUUGUGAGAUUCCAAAACUGAGUGACACUUUGCUGGUUCAAUGAAAACAACACAGCAACACCUUUCUGGGUACAGUUCGGUAUUCUGUUCUUUACCCUGGGAAACUGGCUAGGAGACUGAUCAAGAGUGACCCUGUCAGGUUGGAUAGUAAUACAGCACACGGAGGUCCCAUUGAAGGUUGUAAUAGUUGUAAACUGGGACAUAUUACUACAGUCUUAGUGAUGGUUUGUAGAACACAGCCCAGAUUGGUUUGAUCAUUGGUUCUAAUGGGCAAGCUUGUAUAUAUAUGCAUCUUGAGACAUCUUUGUGAGAGGAGAUCACACUUUUUGAAUUAGUGGAAAUAUUUUCGAUCUCCAACUUCAGAUUUUGAUGACACUUGUUUCUUAGAAAGCAUUAUGCCUACAGUUGUGAAAAUUUGUUUGACAAGCAUGAUAACAUCAAGUUAGCAUUGAUAAAACAGCUUUACAUGAAACCUUUCUAUAUAUGCAAACCUCUUCAUUCUGGUCCUCUGCAUGUGUGCACAUGCUGCCUGGUUUGUGGAACAGUACCACUACACACAGUAUGCUAUGUGCAAUGUAUGUACCAAGUAUGUCACUUUAUAUUUACGCUCAUACACUCAGUAUUGAGAUCAGCAACAUUCAGCAAGCAACACUUGUCCAUUCAUUUAAAACAAGGAGUUGCAGAGAAUGAUAACCUUGUUUUCUGAGAAAACAACAUAAAUGUUUGGCUGCCAUCCAGGAAACUUAUCAAACUGUUUUCACAUCUUGGUUGUGUUGUCCACUGUAAAACUGACAUAUAUGUACCAAAUGUUUACAUGUUAGCAUACAUAUUUGUAAUCCUGUAUGCCGGUAUGCAUGUCUGUCAUUCCUCACCCAGCAGUUGUGUACAUUUUCUGUAAGUUAGACCUGGGGCACAGGAAGAGUUGUGUCCCGGAGUCAGGGUGCUGGUUUCUUGUUUGAGUUCAAUGAUGUGAUUCAUUGUCUGUGAACACCAUGACCAUGUUUGUUGCUGUCAAAGUCUCACUGGUAGUAUCUACAUCACUUCAGGAUUUCUUCCCAUCAGAAGCUGUGUAGUCAUGAAGGUUCAAAGCUGCAUUGAUCCCAUCUCCCUCACUCACUCAUUUUCCAGGUCUUAUGGGGCAUUUGGGAAGAUUGAGACUUAAAUCUUAAUUUUUCAAAGGGAGCAUUUAUUUGAGUGGUAAUUUAUGUUUUUAUGGAGUCAAAUGAAGUGGUUCUAAUGGUUAGCCAGCUUGGAAAAAGCAAUUGUUCGUAUAGUGACAUUCAGAAAGCUUGAUACAGGAUACAUCACAUUUGAUCAUCGCACCAUGGAUACAAAAUGCGAAACCCAUUUGUUCUUUUAGUUUCCCAGCCAUGCUGUUGGUGUAGCAUUGCAGCAGCACUCUACUUCCACAGUAAAGUCGGACUGUAGAUUCUUUCUGCUUCUUUCCCUACUUGCUCAAUAUAUGCUAAGGUUGUUUGCUUACUUAGUUGCAGGAACUGCUCAUGUACAUACAGCAUAGAACAGGUAGCCUAGCUUCUGUUUUUAUGCACUUGUUAAAAUUACAUAAUUUCAUAAAUCUGAUUUGUAAUUUUAUGGGCAUGUUUUGAAUUAAAAAAUAUUAAGUACUCAA